This is a messenger RNA of Salvelinus sp. IW2-2015, 3047 nucleotides long. Its product is annotated as 26S proteasome non-ATPase regulatory subunit 11. Gene Ontology annotation, biological process: ubiquitin-dependent protein catabolic process. Gene Ontology annotation, molecular function: structural molecule activity; protein binding. Lineage: Eukaryota; Metazoa; Chordata; Actinopteri; Salmoniformes; Salmonidae. The record is from RefSeq and is a predicted model, not a curated record. Gene Ontology annotation, cellular component: proteasome regulatory particle, lid subcomplex.
CGUUGAUUGACAGACCGGAAACAAGCUGUCAUUGAGAGGAGGCAAGAUGGCAGCCGCGGCAGUGGCUGAGUUUCAAAGAGCCCAGUCUCUUCUCAGUUCAGACCGGAAUGCAUCUAUCGAUAUUUUACAUUCAAUAGUAAAGCGGGACAUCCAGGAGAGCGAUGAGGAGGCAGUGCGUGUCAAAGAGCAGAGCAUCCUGGAGCUGGGUGGUCUGCUGGCUAAGACGGGCCAGGCUGCAGAGCUGGGCGGUCUCCUGAAGUAUGUUCGGCCAUUCCUGAAUUCCAUCAGCAAGGCCAAGGCGGCGCGGCUGGUGCGCUCRCUGCUGGACCUGUUUCUGGACAUGGAGGCAGCUACAGGCCAGGARGUGGAGCUGUGUCUGGAGUGCAUCGAGUGGGCCAAGGCUGAGAAGAGGACAUUCCUCAGACAGGCCCUGGAGGCUCGUCUCAUCUCUCUGUAUUUUGACACAAAGCGGUAUCAGGAGGCGCUUCAUCUAGGCACCCAGCUACUCCAGGAGCUGAAGAAGAUGGAUGACAAGGCCCUGCUGGUGGAGGUGCAGCUGCUGGAGAGUAAGACGUACCACGGCCUCAGCAACCURCCCAAGGCCCGUGCCGCCCUCACCUCUGCACGCACCACCGCCAACGGCAUCUACUGCCCGCCCAAGCUACAGGCCGCCCUGGACAUGCAGUCAGGGAUCAUCCACGCAGCAGAGGAGAAGGACUGGAAGACGGCCUACUCUUACUUCUACGAGGCCUUCGAAGGCUACGACUCCAUCGACCACCCCAGAGCGAUCACCUCUCUCAAAUACAUGCUGCUCUGCAAAAUCAUGCUCAACCUUCCUGAGGAGGUCCAGGGUCUCGUCAGUGGAAAGCUAGCCCUGCGGCACGCCGGGAGACAGACAGACUCUCUGAAAUGYGUGGCGCAAGCCAGCAAGAACCGGUCGCUGGAGGAUUUUGAAAAGGCCCUGACAGAGUACAGAGGUGAGUUGAGAGAUGACCCCAUCAUAAGCACACACUUGACCACGCUCUAUGACAACCUGCUUGAACAGAACCUCAUCCGUGUCAUCGAGCCAUUCUCCAGGGUACAGAUGGAACACAUUUCCACCCUCAUAAAACUCUCCAAGGGAGAUGUUGAGAGGAAGUUGUCACAGAUGAUUCUGGACACAAAAUUUCACGGUAUUUUGGACCAAGGCGAGGGUGUGCUGAUCAUCUUCGAUGAGCCUGCAGUAGACACAACGUAUGAGGCGGCCCUGGAGACCAUUCAGAACAUGAGCAAAGUGGUGGACUCACUCUACAACAAAGCCAAGAAGCUCACAUAGAGGAGACCACCUGUAACCCAGCACAGAGYGUGUCCAGCCAGUUUGUGAAGCACUCCGGGAUGGGGAGAGGGUGGUGGGGGGGGUGUUCGGACUCAAACAACCCAGCAAGWAAAUAAACCAACUGACCAACCCACAAACUGACAUGGCUAGGCUGUCGCCCACCCCUCUUCAAUUCAGACUGGGUACAUUUUUUAAAACUGUUUCCCCCCAACGAACAUUACAACUACUGGCAUCUCCAUCACAGGUUUCUAUGUUCCUCGGCAUCCCCCUCCUCCCUUCCUUGCUGACCAUCAGGGAAUCUUGUAAAGAAACAUCUACAUAACAUGUAUGAUACAUAUAGGUCUCUGAAAGAGUGUAAUUGGUAAGCUCACACUGCUUAAAGGUUCAGUUCUGUUGCCAAACAACCUCUGUGUUCUUGCCUUCAUCCCCCCCAACAMACACAGACGGCAGUCUGGGUCUGUUGGCUUUGGGCAAGAGUGGACAGAGAACGGACCACUGUCCCUGCGARCACGCCACAGGAAAARGACACAGUCAUCGCCAUACCGUUUCAUAGUUCCCAGAGCUGGGUCAAUAUAUUGUUUGUUUUAUCCUGCCUGGGGUACCAGGAGGGUGUGGUUUUCCUUUUUGGGACUUUUCUAUUGGUUCCAGCUCAAUCGAGAACAGAUAAAGUACCUGAUAUGAUCUCUUAUACUAUUUGACACCAGGUCUAAUUGUUUCCCUCCCUGCCUCUAAUUCCAGUUUGUACAUAAUGUUGCCAAGUGUCUCUGUCAGGCCUGUCAUGCUAACACUCCACCCACCCCUUUUUUUAAUAUAUAUAUAUAUAACACUAAACGAGAAUAAAAUAAGCCCCCAGUGUGCUUUUGUGAGUGGUGGUGGAAAUGAUUGACCUGGUUGAAUGGAUUGUGACUGGCUGACUGACAGGGAGAGUGAGUUGGUUGUUUAUUCCUCAUGUAUUCAAACGACUGUGGCUCAUUUGCUGAAAAAUAUAAAAGCUGUAAGGUUUGGGGACUACUUUUUGCAAGGACUACUAGUCUACCAUUUCCCAUAUGACAGAUAAAAGACAAGUGCUAAUAAAUGUUGAAUGUCACAGCUUAAUUUUCUGUUUGGAGGAACUAAACUAGAUUGACUAUCAUCUUGACCCCUCUGUUUUUGCCUAUUAAUCAAGAAAUACCUUGAUCAGUUCUCUGUAUAUAGAUUUUUAUCUUGCAUAUGUCAUCAUAUUCAGAAUAUUUGCUGCAUUUAUCAGGAUAAAUGAAUUGUUCCAUUUUAGACAACUCGAACAUAAGCAAAAGGUGAUUGGACAGUCAGCGCUACAGCGAGUCUGGGGUCUGUUCACCMAACCAUUUUACCCAGCUAGGGCAUCUUGACAUAGCCCAGUGGGGUCUCACAUGGCACAUUUCGAAUGAAUGUCAUGAUGUAGCUACACUUAUCAGACACCAGGGGGCACUAUUGGAUUGGAMUUUUCAAAAGUGAAAUUGUUUCAGUUGGUCACAUGAUGGGGGAAAAUAAUAUCUUUAGGUUGACUAAUUUGUUCAAAUAUGUCUGUUUAUAAAUCCUUCACGCUUUGCUUGAGCCAUAUUUGUAUCUUUAUUGAUGCACCUACUGUCUGACAAAAGUACUAUGGAAUAAUAGGCUACAUGCUAAUUCAAGGAACWUUUCCCUCAAAUCAAAGUAUGUCAGAUGUUUUCAGACUUCAAAAGUGGUUUAACCUAAUAAAUAAGACUGCAUUUUA